UUUGGGACCAUUCCGUUCUGCUGUUCUAUCGCACAAUACUGGGACAAAAAAACAGGGCUGGGUUGGGAAGAGGCAAACUGCCCUGCCGAAAAGUAUUUGCAUGGUUGUGUGGACGACGACGGCAGCGGAGCAACGUUAUCGCGGUCCAAAGAUAGAGCACAUACGGGUUUUGUGGUAGUUUUAAUUUGCCCCAGGAACUACUCCGAGAGUUCGGCAUGUUCGGCGGUGGUAGUCAGGGCGAUAAAAAUGAUGAACGAAUAAGUCCCUGAUAAAGGGCAGGUAAUCGUGUGAAUUGCAAGAACGCGAAUCGUGAUGAUGAUUACGGGGAAGCAGAUUGUUGUGACACUCUUGUCGCAGUUGAAGAUCAAUACACGAUGCACCUGGUGUGAGUGGCAAGCAGCGCAUUACGUGCGGAAUAGUACGUGAUCGGAAUAGGGGCAUUCAACGACAAUUACAAACAAAUAAAACAAUGAACCAUCGAAACACGCGACCCUACCCGGCCUUCAUUACCGAAAAUCAUCAACGAACAGCAGUACGGGUCGAUGGAAAUCGUUGUGUACAUAAAAUUCCAUCACUGCUACGUUGAAGAACAAGAAAAAUCGAAGAUCACACACCACUAUCAUUCAGUGUCAACGAAUAGUAGUAGUGGCAGCAGUUUUAGUUCGUCGAAGAUUAAAGAAAUAGAGAGUAAAAUAACAACCCAGUGAGCGAAAUUGAAUCGAUCAUCCAAAAGUGUCGCAGCAGGAAGCAGUGAAUAUUACGAUUAUGAUUUUAUUGUACACGUUAUGUUUUGUUGAUUUGUGUAACGCCUGUGUCUAACACGGCAUAAAGUUGUUUUCGUGCGUGUGGUCAAACUUUGUGUAUAAGUUUGUGUUCCGAUGAGUGAUUGAAAUUUAAUGUUAAAAUUAGAAGCAAUAAUUAUUUGUCGGUUAUAAGACAGCGAGUUAUGAAAUCGAAUCAUCUGUUGUGCCGAUUGCAUCUGCGGCGUGAAUUACUUUGAGCUCUGGUUGUUUGUUGUUUGGUUGUGUAGUUUGUGUUUGAAUCGCGGGGCUUUUCGUAUACGAACACCAUUACGAUACGAGCAACGACACAUGUUCUGUUUGUUUUUCCGUGAUCAAGUGCGCGCGAUCAAGUUGAGUAUGUUCGAGCUGCGGCUAGCUGAAUUUCGUCUUGUGACGGUUCCUGUUCGGCUGAUGUUUGUUUUUUGCUCAAGAGCGUGAAUGAAAUCAGUGCCAAAAAAUACCAACAGACGUAAUAGACGAACCAUUGUGGUCAACAUUAAGCUUGUGAUAGAAGCGGUAGUGGAAAAGGAUUUUUUUAGAAAUUCGUUUGUGUAAAGUUUCUGCAGCAGAAAGACCCUCAAAAUGUCGCUGGAUUCAAUGGGUCCUUCUGCAGGUGGCGGUAGUUCCGGUGUUGGUACACUGUCUGGCACCAGGAUGAUUCACUCUCUAAGCACACCAUCAGGUGUGGAUGGAACUGUGUCAGCAUCUCAUUCUCGCGGAGGCAAAAAGCUAGCCGUGCGCAUCCAAAUGUUGGAUGAUUCUGUCACCAUGUUUCAAGUGCAGGCAAAAGCGACUGGCAAAGUGCUGUUUGAACAAGUGUGCCGACAGUUAAAUCUACUGGAAGCCGAUUAUUUUGGGCUGGAGUACCAAGAAGCACCAUCUGGCACCAAAUACUGGCUGGACCUGGAAAAGUCCCUCAACCGGCAGGUCGGUCUAUCGUUAAUAGAACCAGUGUUACGGUUCUGCGUAAAGUUCUACACGCCUGAUCCACUGCAAUUGGAAGAAGAAUAUACACGCUAUUUGUUCUGUCUGCAAGUGAAGCGUGAUCUUGCCACCGGGAGCCUACAAUGCAACGACAAUACAGCAGCCCUUAUGGCGAGCUACAUUGUGCAAGCUUCCUGUGGAGAUUAUGCAGCAGAAGACUAUCCUGAUCAUACCUAUCUGUCCUCGUACCGGUUUGUGCCCCAACAAGAUCAUACAAUGCAGAGACGAAUUAUGGAGAACCACAAGAAGCAUGUAGGUCAAUCGCCGGCUGAGGCAGAUUUAAAUCUGUUAGAAACGGCGCGACGGUGUGAGCUGUACGGCAUGAAGAUGCACCCUGCCAAAGAUCACGAUGGCGUCCCAUUGAAUCUGGCCGUUGCUCACAUGGGCAUUGCCGUUUUUCAAGGUAUAACGAGAAUCAAUACCUUCUCAUGGGCGAAGAUUCGAAAAAUAUCAUUCAAACGCAAACGUUUCCUGAUUAAAUUACAUCCCGAAAAUUAUGUGUACCACAAAGAUACAGUUGAAUUUUUCUUCGAGGGUCGUAAUGAGUGCAAGAACUUUUGGAAAAAGUGUGUUGAAAAUCAUGGCUUUUUCCGUUGCACUGCCGUUCAGAAUGUGCAGCGUCGCAAAGCAAGGGUACUGUCGAGAGGUAGCUCAUUCAGGUAUAGCGGAAAAACUCAAAAACAAAUUAUAGAAUUUGUGCGCGACAAUUACGUAAAGCGACAAACAUUUCAAAGGUCUCAGUCUUUUCGGCAGGGUCCUCUACAUUCAAGUAACAGAAGUCAAUCACGCACUUCAUGUAAUGUGAAUCAAAGCAUCUCGGCUCAUCCUUUACUUCCGAUCGAAACCGCGGAAUGGGAACGUCGCAGUCAGAGCAACGUAUUGAGGACGCCUUCUCAGACGAGGAGACAAGUGGAUAUGGAGGUGGAUCGCCUACCCAGCAGUCCUACCGGCCACAAUCGUUCUCAGCUCACGGAAGCCCAGGUGGAGACCUAUCCGAUGAAGAGCUAUACCCAGCAAAUGGGAAUGGAGGGCUCGGGUCACACGCCGCUGCAGGACUCGAGUCAAUCUGCAUCCCCGGGGGGCACAUGGAGUUCGCCAUACCACAACAGCAACAGCAGCAGCCAUGUGCGAGAAGUCGAUCGGGCUCGUGUACGUCAAGACGGUCACAGUUCCGGUCUGAACCACCGCCUCUAUGCCACUAUGUCCCCCAAAUACACUCAUCGCAGCCACAGAUUUACCACGCAGCCACAGCAACUGCUGCAGCAACAGCAGCGUCGAGCCUCAGCCGGGCCGCUGGGCCAACCGGGGGAUCGCAGCAGUUCUAUGGGGGAGACAACGGUCUCCUCCACCAGCCGGGAGAGUGUUUUAUUGCCGCUGGACACUCGCACCAGGCGCUCUUCAGCGCUACUGCCGGGGGUGGCCUCGGGGUCGGGAAUGGCGGCAUUAACGGUGGGAGCCAGCAACUCUCAAUACCCCAGUGCCACACUAGCCCGUUAUAGCAAUACGAGUACCUAUUCGAUGUCUAAGUCUGUAAGCACUGGAACGGAUCUAUCGGACGAGGCACCGGAUAAUGUCAUCUAUUCGGAUAUCAAUGAUUUGUAUCGUCACAGAAAGUCAACCACUUCUGGUGGUAGCGGCGGUGGAUUAGUAGUAGAAUCUCGUAAAAACAUUGGCGCAGGUGACGAAGGCGAGGAGGGUGAAGAAGACGAUGAGAUUAUGGAUGAAGUCGAAGACGAGAAUGCGAUCCGCCGUCCCUACCUGGAAGACGAUGAGGAUGACGAUGAAAUUGAUAUCCGUUAUGCGACGGCCACACAAAUUAAAGCGUUAGCUUCUGGCAGUAGCGGUGGGGGUAUGGAUGACACAAAUGCAAAUGGUAGUUGCGGCGGUGCUCCGAAGGCCGUUCCCAGUGACGAACUGUACGCGACAGUGGAUAGGAAAAGUAAACUAAAUAAGCAGCUUCAACAGCAAAAGCAGAUUACUGUGCAAGUUGCUACCUUAAAAACGAACACACAUUACCCUGGUAAACACUUUAGUGAUGAAUUCAUAGACGAUAGCAUUAGGAACUAUAAUAGUCAUACGAAUAUAAGUACGAACGUAAACAAGUUGAACGAAACUAGUGCCGGACCUUUGAACUCGGCAAGUGCAGGUGAGAUGUAUAAUCGUUCAGCCCAUUUCGAUGAAUACUGCGGUAAUAAUCGAUAUUCCGAUACGUCGGACUACUUCAGUCACAGUCAGCAGCAUUACUCACAAUCGCCGAAUUCACACUCAUUGGCCACCACGAUCACGCAUAAGAAUGGACUAACAGACGAUGAUGAACGAUAUUCUUGUUCUAAUCCGCCACCAAUUCAUCCAAGAACUUCGCAUUCCCUACCGCGUAACUCGCAACUUUCCAAGAUCGAAUCGAUCGAUUCUAAUUACAGUGGGGGUGAUGGAAGGGUGGCCAGUGUUGGUAGAGCUGGUAGUUCCGGUGAGCAUAAUUACGUCGGACAUCAUUCGUUAAACAAUCUCCCUAGCUCAUCGAAGGUAACCAAUGAUUAUUUGCAUUAUUCUUCACUUUUAAAAAGUAAUGGCAACGAAUCGGAUGAUCCAAUGAAUAGUAAGAAAACGUCUUCGGAACGGCUCGAGUAUGAACUGUCGAAUGCCAACAUUUACUCGACGGUACAGUACAAGAACUAUGAAGAUGAUUUCGAAGAGGAAGAUUAUUUGAAUUAUCAACGUCAGCGUGAUGAUAGUAGAGAUGCCUCUAAAGAAGCAUGGCUGAGAAGCAGCUCGUGCAAGGAGCUUUGUGAUUACGGCUACGAUUCAACCGGGCGAGCCGAUUUUUCACUAAUGGAGCGUGAAUUCUUGACGUCUGAUCGAAUCGAUAGCCCUGUGACACGCUACGAUGACUCACGCCACUCGAUGUACGUGCAAAAAUCGAACUACUCGGUAGAGGUGAGUCAGGACAUUUUGGCAAACGAAGGAAAAGUGUACUCAUCCAGCUACCCUGGCACAACUUACAAUACCAUCGAUCAUACCAGUUAUCGCAAACACAAUAACCAUAAUUUCUAUUCAAACUACGAAUACGGUUCACAAGAUGAUCUUUCGCAUGACAGCUACGAGUUGCUUGAAAAGUCCGACGAUGAAUUGUACUACAAGUUCAAAGGUGAUUCGGAGGCUCAUACAAGAUCCUGCUCACUGGACUCGGGUAAUUACAUCCCGACGGAUGAUGAAAGCAUUCCAGACCAACAACAUUCUUCAGGCCAUCAUUCGCAUCACGUUUCCCGUCUCUCGAGAUAUUGUUCGAGUUUGGAGGCGAAAAGCAAAAGUGCUCCGGAUAUCGAUGAUCUCGACGAUAUGUUUUUGAUGGAAGACCCAAGAGAUUUGCCGCGUGAAAAGCUGUGUGUUAAGUCGGAUGGCAACUUCUACAAGAAAAUUAAAAUGGCCAUGGGAGGAUCGUCGCGUAUGUCGAGCCCAGAAUCACGCAGUGAUUAUUACGAAUCCAAACUGUCCAAGAGCAGUGGUUCGAGCAAGAAAUCGAAGGACAGUGUGUAUCACACGGAUAGUAACAAGAAGUCACGGGAAACACUAAAGAGCAAAUCAGGCUCGGGUUUCAAUUCACGCGCUUCCAGUCAGGACUCCAAAGAUUGCUUCGGAGGUAUGGAUUUACUACUAACGAAGAACUACGAAAUGCCUACGACCACGAGCAAGAAGGCAAAGUAUCUAUCGAAACGAUUCGACAGCAGCUCCAGAAACUCCAGCCAAGACUCGAAAAGUGAUUACUACGAUGCCAGCGAGCAGCAACAUGAGCAUGAGCUAGAUGUCGAUGGAGGUGAUAUGUCGGAUGAAAUUUAUUCCCGUACCAAAGUGAGUCACUCGGAUGAACACAUUGAGGUGGGCGACGAAGAUGGAAUGGCAAUGACAAAAAACGGCAUCUCUACAACGGCGGCUAGUUUUUAUGAUAAUCAGAUCUAUUCUUCCACAUUUCCGAGCGCUCAGACAAAGCCGAAUAGUGUUGGAAAUGACGUUACGGGAGGAGGCAGCAAAACUUCACAUGUUCACUCAAUCAGCCUGCAAAAUGUGGAGCUGGAGAGAAGCUCACGCUCGGUAGGAUAUUCGGCAUACAAAUCCCCUUCACCAGUGCUCCCAACGGCUUUGCCGAAACCAAUCGAAAAACAACCACCUAAAACGACACAUAUUUGGCCGGAGGAAAUUGAAGGUUUGCCAACGGCCAUAACAGAAAGUCAGCGCAUCGAUAGAUCACGAGCUUUUCGCAAGAAAUCGGACAGCGAAAACAUUUUUAGCUUUGACAAAGAGAAGAUUGAAUCUCUUACCAGUAGCUUAAACGAAGAAACGCCCACAACAGCAAUUAUGGUAGAGGCAAAAGCAAAGGUUAGCCCAGAUUAUCCUCUCACACCGGAACUACUGUCGGAAUUUGACAAGCAAAAAAUUGAAUCUCCUCAUAUUCUACCGAAGAAAACACGAAAAGAAGAGCUGAUGGCAAAGACUCACUUCGAAGAGUAUACGCCUAAAAUGGUUGGAUUAGAAACAUCGGUCAUUAGCGGUAUUCCACCGUAUGCGCAUGCAACAGUUGAAAGAACAAAGUCAGACCCGAACUCUUUAGCUAAUCGGCCUCGUUUAGGCCCGAACUCGCGUCGCCAUACACUGAUGCAUCAGAAAUCUAUCGACCUAACACCGGCGGAUUCAAGCGAAGAAGAAUACCUUUACAAGCAAAUUCCAAGCGCUCCACCGCUGUGUAAAUCACAUGGAAGUCAUUUUGAACUGCCACAAACGUACGAUAUGAACGUGAUACCAGACGUGGUUGAGUUGCCAAGGAAUGGAUUUGAGAUGCCGAAAAGUUUCUUCAAAGAUUAUCAAGAGCGUCGUUCUUCGCACAAAACCGUACUGAAGGAUGAUAUUCCUUAUGUGCUGCACAAGCGGCAUGUCAUGAAUGGGACCGCCCCUUCGCCAUUGGUAGAAUGUAAGACAACUCCUCAUCGUAGCUAUCCAAAGCCAAAAAGUCCUAAAUCUCCAAAGUCACCCAAAUCUCCCAAAUCACCCAAGUUAUUGUUGACCCAAGAAGGUGGAAAAGGUGACGCAAGCUCUUUCCUAGGAUCGAAGGAAAAUUUGCUCAGAGUGAAGGAUGAUACAGAGCUGCUGAUAGAACAAAUCGGAGUAAACGAUCAACAGGGCUUCUUGUUUACGCAGAAUAUUGACUUAUCGAAGGUUGACCCAGUAACAUUGGAAGUGGAUAAAACGGUGCAAACGGUGCAGCUAGCUAGCAGCCCGAAGCGAGAUAUAACGAAGCGCAUGGAUCCAUUAAUGCUAGAGCAACUGAAUAGUAAACUGAGUCAAAUUGAGAGUGAUUCAGCAACAAGCUCAAAGACGGAUAGCAAUGCCGCCCAACAACAACUGCAACAACAGCAAAGAAAAUUCGAAGCGAAACCAGUGGACCUUCCUUACUUAUUGAUGGAUAAAAAGACCGUCGAGUUGGCCGUACCGAAAAGAGUGGUCAAAACACGAGUCGCUCCUAUUAAGACAAAAUGCGGUAAAUCAAAGCGCAAUGCUAAAACACGGAUCACUUCUUUUUCAUCAGACGAUGAAAGCCUCGAUUCGGACGAUGUGUUUGGAUCCGCGGAAGCCAUGCCAACAAAGCUGGAAUUUUCCCCACCUCAAUCACGCAAAGAAAUAGAACCGAUCUUGAAGCAUGAAUCAAGCAAGAUGGCAUCGAAUGCGUGGGCAAGGGGACAAACUAUGAGCUCAACGGAGAUAGAAGGAUCACCACCGCAGUGCCGUCGUCUAGCGGAACUAGAAAGUCGUUACCAUACGGUGAAACUUGAAACGACUCAGCUCACUAGUACUGAGCUGCGACGAAUUUCGGAAAGAUCGUUCUCUAUUCCAAGUUCAGAAGAUGAAGAGAAAAAGCAACAAACUAAGACAAUCGAGUCUUCGAAAGUAAACCAUAUGGCUGACAAAACCCUAACAGAGUCGUCACAAAUGGAAGUGCAAUCCACUAAUGAUAUGGACGAAUCUAAGGAUGGUUUGGGGUUUUCAAAACAACAAUCGGAAACUGCAGUAAGGAAGAGCAAGGAGGACGGAACGGUGACCAAAUUAUCACCUUCUCGAACGAAACUAAUUGAAGAGCUAAUCGAUUCUUCAAUUGUAAUGCGUUCGAAGGGACACGCGCCAAUCUUGUUUGCUCAUGCUCGUUUAAACCUUAGCGAGGGAUCCGCAUUUGCUUCAUUACAGCGUCAGAAGGCGCAAGAAUCUCCCACCUCUGGUCGCCGCGCCAAAAGUCUCGAUACACCGGUAAUUUCGCUUCAUAAAUUACCUCCGAUGAAUGCGUUCUCUUCGAAAGAUGAUACGGUGGGCUAUGAAGAGGAGGAAGAAGUGUUAGAAGUGAAACCAUUGCAACAGCAGAAACCGCCGAAAGCUUCCGUAAUCGAAGAAGAAGAGCAGGAAGAUUCAGUUCAUUCCUACGGUGAUGCAAUCGUUGUCCGUGAUCCGACAAUUUCGCGCCAAACAUCGACGACGGAAGAAGAACGUAAGUGUGUCCGGAUUGAUGCAGAUGAGCUGGAGUUGCUGGACCGCCUUAAGUACAUUGAGAAGAUCGAACUACAGGGAGUGAAGAUAAAAGAAAAGCGUAAAACGAAAACUAAGCUUAAAAGCGGGCAUCAACUGAUUCUGGAAAUACCGAAGUACAAAUUCGAACCUUUCAGCUCGGGCAACAGCUCUAUUAAAACGUCCCCGGCCAUAAGUCGCGCUAGCAGCGUAGAAAGUACAGGAAAAGCGCGUCAAAAGACGGACAGUGGCACUCAAACGCCAACAGGAGGUGGGGUUGCUAUUAAGCCACAGCGUAAGUCCACCAGUCCGAAAGGUUCGGAAAAACUUGUCCAACCAAAGAGACGUUCUUCGGAUGAAGUGAAGAAAUCUACAUCGCCAAAUGACAUGCUCCGAACGAAAAGUCAAGAAGCGUUGGGCAAAGGAAAAGGAUCGAGUGCGAAAGAAAAAUCAAAAUCAUUAGAAAAGAUGGAGUUAAAGCGUCUGGGUAGCAGAGAGCGAAAGUCUACCGAAGAAAGCGAACUAGAGCGGGCUCGGCGUAAGGAGCGGCAGCAAAAACUGUACGAAUCGGCCAUGAAACAAACCAUCAACAUGCUCAGCCCGGUAAAGGAUCAGUUGCCUCAGUUUCCUGCGCCGGAGGAUAAGAUUUCAGUUAAGACCGAAGGUGAUAAGAUUAUCAUCGACGCGGAUAUAAAAUCAAAACCGGAGGAUCAUGUGUUUAUUGCUAAAGCACCGAGAAAGCUGGACUGCGGGCUGGCAAAGAUUAGCCGUAGCUUCGAAGAUCAGAAAAGUGUUGAAAAGCUGGACAAGGCUAGCCGUAGCUUCGAUGAUCGAAGUAAAUCGUUUGACGAUCAUUCGGAUCGUUCUGCAGACGAGAGCAGCAUCGUAAUCAAGAGCCCGACGCGGUUGAACAGAAGUCAGGAGCUAAAACAGAAAAUCGAAGGAUCUGUUGUACACAAGGGGCGUAUGGAGGGUAAAUCGAAAAGUUUGGAGAAAAAGUCCGAACCACAGUACUUGGAUAUUGAGUACAAGACUCGCAGUUUGGAUCAAAACUACACGGAAAGCAGUGCAUCUUCGUACGGUGGUGGUGAUGCUACCUCUCCGGACUCGGAAGGUACAGGUCACGGAGUAAUGAUGGGCAGGAAACAAGAAAUUGUCAAAGUGGAUGUGCACUAUUCCUCCAAGAUGGAUUCUCCUGAUUCGGAUAAUAAUCGUGGUGUCUCUCCCAGCGGGCGAGGACGAAAGUCCACUACGGACAGCGAUAGCAAAUCGACCGAAGAUCAUCGUCCGUCGUCGCGUUUCGAUAAGGGCAAGAGCCUUGAUAGUAAUAUUUCUGCAGCAAAGGAUAGUAAGAAGGAUAAACAGCAAGCCGUGGAGAGACGUGCACUUUCUCAACCGGUGUCAGAGUUUGGUGUUGAACUGGAUAUGCAAGACAUAAUAUCUGAGAGACGAACUCUUGAUCUGAUGAAGAGGCGUUCGGAAGAAAAGGCAGUAGAUGUUAGCACAACGACUGCUAUACCUGAACCAUCAGACGAGGGCGGAGAUAAGGAAACAACGGAUAGAAAGAAACGUUCUGGUAUGGAUGGCAGUGAAGAAUCGCUUACAGAAGUAAGCGAAUUAAAGGAUGCUGAUGGAAAAGAGGGUGGCUAUCUCCCACAGCCUGUUCGUGUACCCACUAUUGAGUAUGAAGAACCGUCGAUUGAAGAAACGGAAAUUGUGGAGGAAGAGGAUGAGUUUGAAGCGGACGAACUGGAAAAUGAAGAGGAUAAGAAUAAGAAGGAAAUUUUGGGAAAGCUAAAUCUGGAACGAAGCAGAAGCGAUGAAACUGGCUCAUGGGUGACGAUCGCAUGUGAAGAAUUCACCGGCACCGAAGGAGUAAGCAGUCAGCAAGAAGAUUUGGCGAGUAAUGUAGGAACGAAAUAUAAGAUAGAAUCUCAAGCGACGAUUGAGGAUGUUAAAGACUAUACAAUGCCUGAAUCGGAAGUGAUUGUUGAGCUGUUCGAUGUUCCUGUGCUAUCACAACCUCAAUCCAAUCGAUCCUCGCCAUCAGCGUUCGAUCAUCCGCUUCCUCAAGUACCGGAGAAAAAACCGGAUGUGGUGUCCCCGAUGCGAGAAAAGAUGGCAAGGUCGUCUGCUGUAGAUCGUGAUCAAGAAGCCGAAAAAAAGCAAGCUUCACAAAGGCGUGGUGAUUUUCUUCGGUUAUCAAUCGAAAGAUCACGGAGCUCAGACACAGGUUCAAGUCGAGAAAACGAAACCAGUCCAAUUAGACAUGACUCUAGUACACCACGCGGCAAGGGAUCGUUAGACGAAGAAUCAAGCUUAAGCUGCUCUAUAUCACGUCCGUUGGGUAUAUCGCAAGAUAUGGACUCAAUGGAACACAUGAAAUGUAGGGAACUACGAGAAGCAAUGCUAAAAAUGGAAGAUUACGAUGAUGGAGUGCCGACGAAGAAGAUAUCUCCAACGCUCGAGAAGCAGUAUCCCGUGGAUUUGGGAUCUGGAUCGGAGUUGGAUAUAGAAACUCCGGAAGAUCGUAUUGCAAGGUUGCUUCAGCGCGAAGAAAGCGAAUCUAGUUCAGACAAUGGUGGAGGUACCACUGCACUUGGCCCAUUAGGUGCCACUUCAGGAGUUGUUACGGCCAACGAAGGAACAAUCCCCAAGCCAAGGGUAGUGAAACCCGUCCGCACGACAUUGCUGCACAAGAAAGUGUGUCGCACGGCUCCUCCUAAUGAAAAACAAACGCAACAAACAACUGCUGAAUUGAAAUCGGGAACUUUGAAACUACUGAGUGCCGAUGGAGGCGAUCGUAGUUCGCUGGAAUCUAAAUCAAGUCUAGAAUCGAAAGGAUCAUUAGGAUCAUUUGAAACUGAGAGCAGUUCGGGAUCUUUGGGUGCAGCGCAACGGAAAGGCGACCUGCUACAGAAAGAACAAGUGUCUACAUGGCGUCCUUACCCGAUUGAAAGCUCGGGCAGCUCAAGCGUAGAAGAUAAUUGGCUUCCACCGGAACAGGAAAGUUACGAAAGCUUCGAACUAGCGACGGAGACGAUUGAAAUACAGAAAAUUCCGUUGCAAGAUGCAAAAGAACUGUCCCCGGACGAGCAAAAGGAAAGUGAUUCCGACUUACAAGACGAGUUGAAUGAUUUUCCGGCGACGUUCGGCUAUCCGGAGAUGACUUCCACACUCGGUAUCGCUAUCAAUCCGGUGGAUAUACUUGGGUAUGGAGCUAGCUUCGGUGUAGGCCGAACGUUGUCGCGAAUCUCGGAGCGAAGUACGAACUCGGAGAAAUCAAGCGGAGAGGAAGUGGCGGAGGCAGAAAAAUCAAGCUUGGAAGAUUUGAGCGUACACGACGAGUCCGCUAUUUCUAGUGAGCAUCAAGCUAGUCUCAGCUCAGAUUUACAUUCUAACUCGAAUCCAGCAUAUAUUUCUGAUGCGGACCGCAGAACUUCGGCAGAAAUGCCGGAUAUUCCAUGUGACUCUGCUGCUGCAGAGCGUCUGUCCGAAAUAUAUCAGAGCAAUGUAGUGAGGAACGGACGGUUCACUGUUUCACAUGUAACGGAAGGUGGAACUGGUGCUGGUUUAAAGGCGACAGAAAGUAAACCAGAUUUGCAGUGUCUUUCGGCAGGAGGUGGUAGUCAAGAUUCAGAAGAUUGGCCUUUGCCGGAAAUUCCGUACGACAGCACACCGGGUGAACGAUUUGAUCCAAGUAUUGGCGGACCUCCAGGUGUAAUUAUGCCGCCUCCGAUGAGACCUUGCUGGACGGAACAUGCAUUAGCGCGACAGUCGUUGGAAUCUGAGAAUUGGCCUACACCACCAUCUAGCAUGCUAGAACACAUUCCAAUUGUGGAAAAUGUUCAAACGUUCCGUGUAAAUGAACCACAGCACCCGAUGCAGGUAAUGGUGGAAUCGUUCACAGAACCUACAACCGGAGGAUCUGAUGAUUCCGAUCCGGAUUAUGCGGAAGUAGCUGGUGAUGAAAUUCCAGAACCGCCGAAAAGGGAUUACAUUCCGACUGGCUCUGGAUCCGGUUCAUACUCUGGAUCUUCGUUAUCCGGGAAGUCGGGCUCAUCGCCGAGUCCUUCGCUCUCGAUGGUGGUCCCUUAUGAGAGUACUGCUUAUUUAGUAUCGGCGAUGCAAGAUUCGAAAGUGUAUGAGGCAACAGUUUCAUAUGACAAUGCGACCUGUUUAAGUGGUGCCCUAGGUCCGACCAGUUGUCUCAAGUCAACGUUUGAUAUGUGCUCAAGCCAGCGAGCUAUGGGAACCGCGACGACAGGAAUUGUGGGAAAAGAUGUGAAUCCAGACCGUGUUAUUAUAUCGCAACCAACGAAGUCUCCACAGAACUUGAGUCCUAUCACGGAUGAUGAUUUCUUCAUGAACGAUGAAGUGUUUGGCCCAGGCACGGUGAAGAUUGAGAUCUCACCGGAUGACAGUAAACCUUCGUCAUCUGGCGGUAUGGAAUACAGUGGGCAGCAGCAAAAGUUUUCGCGAAGCUCUAACAAUUCCGACACCUCGAUCGACGAUAUGCUCUCGACGUCUUGCGGCACGUACAUGGAAGAAACGGUACGAUUGCGCAACCUGGAACCGCGUCGGUUAAGUAACGAAUCCUGCAAAAAGUGCAGCCACAGCUCGCAUUCCGAGGAGGAAACCAGCUCGUUCGGUACAGACUUGGAUGGGACGGUAAAAAUGGGACUUCAGCAAAAGCGCUGCACGCACAGUUCGCACUCGGAGGACACCUCGAUUGGUCUUAGCAUUUCAGAAUGGUCUACCGGUACGAACACCGUUCGGCAGUAUGCAAAUCUAUCGGGUUCGGACAGCCUAUCGGCCGUGUCGAACCAUUCCGGUAAUGCCAAGAGCGAAAAAUCGAACCAUACCAAGAGCUCAAUCAGCUCGAGCGUCCACAAGUCAACCGAGAGUCUUGACGAAAAGACAAGCGGUAGCUUUUCCAGCAGCAACACCAACCAGGCUAACAAUACCGGUGGAAAACGCUUUUCGCUCGAGAAUGUAUCCGAGAAUGGAGGAUGUCCGCGGUACGAAGCGUUCAGUAACUCCGAAACGGAUACAAAGUUCUCGUCAGGUACCAAAAGCGACGACACUACGCUGACGCUCACCGAGAUGGCCCAAACCAUCACGGAAUGGUCGACCAGUAGUAGUAACACGCUAAUCGCGCAGGUCGAGGCGUUGAAGCAGCUGGAAAGUGGAGCUGGUGCUGGUAGUGCGAAAGGUGCAUCCUCCGGCGAACGAUCCACCGCUACACCGACGCGUACAUUCGAGUACGUGCCGUUGAAACCACCAAAGGUGGUGAAGAAGGUCGCGGUUGCAUCUCCUGCCGACCAAGGACGAAAGGAUCUUCCUGGAGUGCAUGCAAAACUACAGGUAACGAAACACUUGCCUGUCGAGACUGGCGUAAGCACGAAAAUGGCGAAUGAAUCGAACGUGAUUCCUGAUCGUCCUACGAGACUACCGCCCAAGAUUGUGGAUGUGAUCGAGAAAAGCCCUAAGCGAAUGCCCGUAACACAACAGCCUCUUCCACAGGGCAAAAACUCUGUAUCUAGUCGCGUUGAACCGCAAGACGGUGCCAGCAAACGAAAGUCCCUCGAAAUGAUGUCCAAGCGUUAUCAAAGUCAAGAUAUAUCUGACACGGAAACGUUUACAGAGAAACUAUACGGACAGAAUGAGAAGCUAACGGAACGAUAUCAAAGUCAAGAGUUUACUCCAAUAGCUGUGACUUCGGCACCAAGUAAGCCACCACGUGGUGACUCGUUGCCUUCCUCCAGUCCAACACCGAUGGCCGAGAAACCGCUGGUGAAGCACCAUAGCUACGAUGAUAAAACACUGUCUAAGUCGCAGAUCAGAGAGUAUAAGACAACAAAGAUGCGUCACAGUCAGUCUUUCCAUGAGCAUCUGGUGUCAUCAGACCUGAACAAGAUAGUGGAAGAAAGUCUUGGCAGUUCUUCCACCACAACUCACACUAGCGAAGCGACAAGUACCGAUAAUUCAUCACCAAUGUUUCCACGGCCUGAAAAAUUGGUACGUUGCUCCCCUUACUACUCAAGUAGCCUCAGCUCGGAAUCGCCUCCAAUUGCACCGAACCAGUUGCCGCCGCCUGUACAGAAACCUCCUCGUAAGAGCUCUCUACCGCGAAACUUCAUGCCAAAGAGCCCUCCAAGUGGUAACGAUACGGACAGUUCCCUCGAUCACCGAGCGCAGGAUCCGAAGUUACGAUCACGGGGCUAUCGUAAAAAACGAACGGUUCCGUUGAAGAAGAGUCGUCUAGAUCGCCCGCUAGAGCAUCAGGAAAGUUCUGAGUGUUCCGAAGGUUAUUUUCCAGAAAUGGAAUCAGGUUCAUCGGAUGCGGUAAUGAUGGAUCACCAGCAUCAGCGGUAUCCAGAUUUUGAAGAGGAGCUGGAACAAUUGCCGGAAGAUUAUGAAGACGAAACGUACCGAGCAGAUGAAGAUGAAGCGGCUCCCAGUCGCAAUGGGGCCGGGGUGUACCCGAGCGCAUCAUAUUCGAACAAAUUUGAAGGACUUGAUAUGACGGAGAAUGUGGAUGAGAUGGGCUUCCCGCGAUACGACCGGUUGGGACAUAUAACGAAUCCCAACCUUUACAAAUCGGACACACCAUCGCCACCAAUUAAACCCGUACGCCAGCGUCGAUUGCGUCAGACGAAGCGUGAUGAACAGCACGACUUGGAGUAUCAGGGCGUACAGUAUACGCCAGAAAGCGGAAGCUGUUCGGAAACGAAAGCUGGCCUCUCGGACGAUGUGUGUUACUCGAGCGAAGACAGUUUCGCUGCGGGCUAUAACCGUAGCACCGGUGCUGGUCCGGGAACUAGCUCACGGUAUCAGAAGAAUGUAGAGAUUCCCUAUCCGGACUUCCUGUCCGAUUAUGAAAACGAAUCAUCAUCGGCAUGUUCCUAUGCCAGACGCAUGGAACAGGGUCGGCAUCGGUAUGUGGAGUUAGAAUCGCAGCACCAACAACUACAACAAGAACAUCUUGAGUACGAAGAGUCGGGAAAAAAUAUUGAUGUAUCUAUUGCGUUCGAUUUGAAAGCCUUACCGCCUCCGAUUUACGUGGAAGAUGAGGAAGUUGACCCUGAAGGGGAUGAUCUUCAAGAGCCCGAAGAUGACGAAGAAGAACAAGAUAAUGCUGUUUAAACGAAUCGCAAUGAGCUGAAUGAUAUUUCUGUAGCGCUUACUUGCCAAUGAUCUUUCUCCGAGUAUAAAAGUUUAAUAACGAUGCCAAUGGAACAUUACAGUGCCAAUGUGUGAAAUAAAACUUGCCAAAUCUUAUCAGUAAACCAUUGAUCGCAUAUUAUUCUCCAUGUCACGCAAUAUCCUGCCCCUUGCUACGUACUGUUGAUGUGAUGCAAAAAAUUAAUAAGUGUUUGAUUUGAUAAGACUUUCAGAUGCUUAUUUGUUGGCAAUAAUUUUGUGCGGAUAUAAAUUUUAUUUUUCCCUAAUAGAGAUGCUUAUUCUCUAAGGCAUGGUGGGAAUAAUCGAAACAGUAGAAGCGACUUUAAACGAGCAAAUGAGCAUACUGUCUGUGUCGUUUUGUCUGAUUGCGAAUUUGAUAUGAACGUUUACACUACCAUUUUGAUGUUACUUUGCGCUCGAAAUGUUCAAAUAUUAUAUGCAAUGUGUAAAAAACUGGAAAAUGUUCCAUACUGUGUAUUCGCGUGUUCCAAGUGCAUCCAUGCUCUGUUAGCGAUGUGAGAUAGAGGGGAUUAGAACUAAAUUGUUGAUCAUGGCUUUUGUGUUUUAAUCUGCAUUUAUUAGGUGACAAGUCAGCUAGCUUAUUAAGGGAUUAUGUGAAGCAACCACCGUUACAUACAAAAAGCUUUCGAACGAAGUAGCGCAUCUUAUGAAUAUCGUCACGUUUUCCAAUUGGUUGUAGUAUAUAGUCUAAAGUGUCAUAAGAAUGAUUGAAAAGACGUGCGAAAAUUACAAAUGAUACGAAAACGUAUGUAAUACAAAGAGGCAAAAAUGGAAAGAGAUAAAAAAUAGAAUAGAGUAAACGGAGAAGUAUCGUUAUAUAUCGAGUAGCUGAAGAUAGCAAGAAUGGAUAGCAAAGUGCAUAAUAUUCCAAUAAUCCAGAGUUCUAGACUUGCAAGCAUCCAUACAUUUACGAAAUGUUGAAUGAAAAUUUGAUGAUAGAGCAAAUAUUUAAAUUUGUGUUCAUACCCUUUGUGUUUGUCUUCGAAACGAUGAUAAAUAAUAAUUUGCGAAGCAGAAUGAAACAGAAAAUUAAUGUGAAGCUGUGUAAAAGGGAGAUAUGGGUGGGCAUCUCUUUUUUGUCUGAUUAAGUAUGUAUUUUGUUUGACGAUUACACUGUUAUCCUUGCCUUAAUCAAGAAAUGUUUAAAUAAGUUUACAAUUGAAAGGUAAACUGUCUGUUGUUAAAAAUGAAAUACUGGAUGAUCCUUUGCUCGCUAGAUUUAUGAACCAUUAUCUUUAUAUGAAUAAUGAAAAAAUCUAUAUUUUAAAUUAAUAUUAAUCGACGAAUGGUACCGUAUCUCCGAAAGACAAGGGUGGGAUGUUCUACUCUCCGAACAAUGAGGCCAAAACAGAAAACAGCGAAUGACAUUAGAAUAAUAUAACUCAAGAUGCAAAGCUAAGAAAGUUAAAUGCCAGAUAAGAUAACCACAAAACGGAGGCAUAUUUUAUAAUGAAUUACUUAAUGUAUCAAACUAAUUUGACUAACCAUUUAUAUUCAUCAAGGGGAAAACUGACAAAAUUGCUCUAUAAACACAUAUAUGCGAAUCACGAUAAAUAUGUUAUUAUCAUAGACGAUGUUGUUUACUUAAGCAUUUAUGAAUAUUGAUGAAAGGAAAGAGAAGAGCCAUAUACGAAAAUCGAGUAACCUUAUUGAACACACAUACAAAAAUUAGUUGUUCGUGAGAGAGAUGAUCUCGUUCUGGAGAAAAUGAAAGUUACAUAUGUUGUGAAAUCGAUGCGAAGAAAAAAAUAACCGAAAAGUUGACAAAAAAAAAGAUGAUAUCUAGUUUUUACUUUUUGAACAUGUUCAGGUACACUCGCAAAAGCCAAAAGAUUGCCAAAAAAAAUAACAUUUACGUAUUAACAGCCACAGCUGGCAUCACAAGUCAGUAUCAGGCGAAGGGUUUAGUGCAUGAAAGACAAUUUUCGCAAAACAUUUCACAAACAUAGCAGUUAAACAAUGAUAGACUUACACAUCACAUGAUCGGAAUAGUUUUAGCAAAUCAAACAAGAUCACCGAAAACGACAUUAAAGUAAGCAUACAAGUAUAACCAUUCUUCAGUGAAAUCACACAGUUUACACAUCCUUGCUCAUCGUACUAACGCGUUUUACAACCAACAUCCAACAGUAAGAAGCAAACUUGCAAGGGCUGAAAAAUCCCCGAUUUGAAUCCAUUGCAAUUCUCCACGCAAUAAGUAAUGGUGAUAAAUAAAGGCAAAAUUAAUCAAA
Molecule: messenger RNA, 17743 nt
Organism: Anopheles funestus (African malaria mosquito)
Lineage: Eukaryota; Metazoa; Arthropoda; Insecta; Diptera; Culicidae
Gene: Cdep
Product: FERM, ARHGEF and pleckstrin domain-containing protein 2
Exons: 10
Coding region: 1365-15455 (4696 amino acids)
Cellular component (GO): cytoskeleton
Molecular function (GO): cytoskeletal protein binding; guanyl-nucleotide exchange factor activity
Source: RefSeq, a predicted model, not a curated record